This is a messenger RNA of Castor canadensis (American beaver), 1810 nucleotides long. It is a transcript of the gene Abhd12b, whose product is annotated as abhydrolase domain containing 12B. The record is from RefSeq and is a predicted model, not a curated record. Gene Ontology annotation, cellular component: endoplasmic reticulum membrane. Gene Ontology annotation, biological process: monoacylglycerol catabolic process; phosphatidylserine catabolic process. Gene Ontology annotation, molecular function: phosphatidylcholine lysophospholipase A1 activity; monoacylglycerol lipase activity. Lineage: Eukaryota; Metazoa; Chordata; Mammalia; Rodentia; Castoridae.
CUCGCAGAGGUGGCGGCUCGGGACACGGCGCGGGAUGGACGUUCCGGACUGCGAGGCGGCCUCGGCGCCCGAACCCCACGCCGGCCGCUGCGUGGCGGGCUGGUGGGACAUGGUCUUGCGGAACCUGCGAUUUAUUCCACACUCCUGCUCAACACUUGGAAGAAGGAUUGCUGCUCUGUACAACAGUUUUACCAGUAAAUCGCUAAAAGAGCACAUUUUCCCUCCUCUGAUGGACAUGCUGAUCUACCUUAAUUUUUUCAAAGCCCCAUUUCUUGUGGACUUAAAGAAACCAGAGUCAAGGAUUCCUCACACUGUGAACUUCUACAUCAAACCUGAGCCUAGGGUGAUACUGGGAAUCUGGCACACAGUCCCCAGCUGCCGGGCAGAAGACGCAGAGGGGAAGGACCGUUGCUGGUAUGAAGCGGCCCUGCAUGAUGGGAACCCAAUUAUUGUUUAUCUUCAUGGCAGUGCAGAAAACAGGGCAGCUUCUCACAGAAUUAAGCUGGUAAAGGUGCUGAGUGAUGGUGGCUUUCAUGUCUUAUCUGUUGACUACAGAGGGUUCGGAGACUCUACAGGGAAGCCCACAGAGGAAGGACUGACUGUGGAUGCUGUGUGUGUCUAUGAGUGGACCAAGGCAAGAAGUGGCAAGACCCCUGUGUGUCUGUGGGGCCACUCUCUGGGUACAGGAGUCGCAACAAAUGCUGCCAAAGUGUUAGAAGAGAAAGGAUGCCCGGUUGAUGCCCUCGUCUUGGAAGCUCCAUUCACCAACAUGUGGGUGGCGAGUAUCAACUACCCCUUGUUAAAGAUUUACCAGAAGCUUCCAGGAUGUUUGCGCAUACUUAUGGAUGCCAUGAGAAAAGAUAAAAUAGUCUUCCCUAAUGACGAAAAUGUGAAGUUUCUGUCUUCCCCCCUUCUCAUCCUACAUGGAGAGGAUGACAAGACAGUGCCUUUGAAGUAUGGAAAACAGCUGUAUGAAAUUGCACACAAUGCCUACAGGAACAAAGAGAGGGUCAAGAUGGUUAUCUUUCCUCCUGGUUUCCAACACAACCUUCUUUGUAAAAGUCCUAUACUGAUCUAUACCGUGAGAGAUUUCCUGAGCAAGCAGUGGGCUUGAGAUGUGAGUGAGCAGAAACCUUCAGUGAACACUUGGUCCAGACACCACCUUUGGUGUGUAGUUUUUUUAUGCAAAGUUGUACCAGGUGGCUUGGUACAAGCUGGAACCAUUGACAAGCCUCUUAUCAUUUAUCUAAGGAAAGUCUGGAUUCUGGACAGUGUGGAAUGUAGUCAUUUAGCUCGUCAUUUUCUGUGAGACAUGCUGAAACCUCACUAUGGAGAAUCGGAAUUUGGUAAAUUUGGAUCCUGUCUAAAAAUGUGUAGUCACCAAAGAUCCUGGGGAUAUUUAUGAAGAAUCCUCUGGUCACUGUGGUGUGAAUGUCUACUAUCCCCAAAGUCAUCUACUGAGACCUACUCACUAAUGUGAUGGUCGAGGAGGCGGGACCUCUUGGGUGGUAGUUGGGCCAUGAGAGCUGGGCUCUCCUGGGGUUAGUGCCCUCAUAAAAGGGGCCCAAGAGCUUUUUGCCUCUUCCACCUUAUGAGGACCCAAUGAGAAUGCCCUGCCCCCACAUCUGUGAACCAGGAAGUGAUCCUCACCAGACACUAAAUUUCUCAUCCCCAGAUCUGUGAGAAAUAAAUUUCUGUUGCUUGUAAAUUAUCCAGUUUAUGGCAUUUUGUUAUAGCAGCUUGAGUGGACAGCAGUCCUUAGUGUGGACUCAGGCAAUGUUACUUAAAGAAUUUAUAUUUUAACGGAGUU